Caenorhabditis bovis is the source of this 1314-nucleotide messenger RNA. The record is from the annotation of a GenBank genome assembly. NCBI's taxonomy places the organism in Eukaryota, Metazoa, Nematoda, Chromadorea, Rhabditida, Rhabditidae.
AUGUUCGCGAUUUCGAACAACGGAAUUUUGCGCGACUCGCUCGCCGGCAUCCUUCAGCUGCCCGCCGAACGCGUUUAUGCCGAAUAUCAGCCACUUCCUUUUACAGGCCACAUCGUCGUGGGAAUCGAGGAUCUCCGCGAUGCGAAUCUGCGUUUUUCGAUUCGCUAUUUUUUGGCGAACGUCGAGAAAAGCAUUCAGCUUUUCAUAGUGAAACGCGAUUGGAAUGAGCACGAGGAGAAGUUCAUCGACGAUGUCGUCAAAACCGAGUAUCGCCGCGCCUACGAGCUGAAUCAAGCGGCCAUUGACCGCGUCAACAAACUGCCGGAAAAUGAUUGGAAAUCGUUGAGAAUUGAGCAACUCAUCAAGUGGCGCACGAUUCCUUCAAUCAGCUACACACUACUCGUUCUUGACGAGAAUCUCAAAGCGAAAAUCGACGCGGUCGCCAGAAUCACGCCGUGCGCAAUUUCCGAUGACGAUGAGACGCUUUCCAAUAAGCCGCCUGUACUCCACUGGACGGCGGAUCCAUUGGAAGGCGAAGUUCAAUUCAUCAUUCAAAUCUCGUUCCCAUUGGCGGGACCCGAUGAGUCGACGUUCCGCGAGAUUUGCCGCUCGCUCAAACCGCACGUCGAAACGACAUACGAAUGGACCGGCGGAAUGUUGGUGACCAGCGAUCCGGUCCGAUUGCACGUUCAGCGUCUCUCCGACACCGUCAUCGAGUUCGCCGCGCGCAUUUGCGUCGAUGAGCUCGAAGGCGAUGAAGCCGAUUUUCCGAUGCGAUUCGUUUGGCCGUAUUUGGCGGUCGGUUUGAAGCAGGCGAUUCAGAGCAUUGCUGAUCAUCCGCACAUGCAAUAUUCGAUCUCGUUUAUCCCAUACGGCAACAUUUUCUACCACGAAAAGAAUGUGGGCGCUCGAGUGUUUGAUGCGACCGUCUUCACAAGCACCGCACUUCAAUAUAAUAAGGUCGGAUUCCUCCUCAACGGCGUCGUUCAUCACGUCGACAUCUCGCAUGUGUUUCCCGACGGCGUCUAUCCGUCGCUCGCCCGCCUGCUCGCCAUGAAUCCGCCGUCGCCUCGUCUCUCUCGUCCCGAAUCGGUCGUCGAGUCGCCGUCGCUCAUCUCCGAACCGCCGACGCCGGGAAGUCUUCAGGUGACGCACAAUCGCGGCCGUCGCGUUUCGUUCGGCACCAUCAAACUGAUGUCGGAUCAGCCGACGUCGCCCGAAGUGCCGAUAGUGAACGACGAGAAGGCGAACGGCAAAGUCGAUGAAUAUAUCGAUCGGAUGCUGAAGCAGACGAUCGAUCAACUAGCUGUAUGA